Messenger RNA from Xenopus laevis (African clawed frog), 4219 nucleotides. RefSeq names its product protein tyrosine phosphatase, non-receptor type 2 L homeolog (gene ptpn2.L). The record is from RefSeq and is a predicted model, not a curated record. Gene Ontology annotation, biological process: negative regulation of ERK1 and ERK2 cascade; negative regulation of receptor signaling pathway via JAK-STAT. Gene Ontology annotation, molecular function: hydrolase activity; protein tyrosine/serine/threonine phosphatase activity; non-membrane spanning protein tyrosine phosphatase activity. Lineage: Eukaryota; Metazoa; Chordata; Amphibia; Anura; Pipidae. The coding region runs from base 196 to 1656 and encodes 486 amino acids. Gene Ontology annotation, cellular component: endomembrane system; cytoplasm; endoplasmic reticulum. The transcript is spliced from 11 exons.
AAGGGGCCCGAUCACAGAGACCGGGUGAAGCAGUUCGUGUCGCAGGUGGGGGUUAGUGGCCGUACUUUCCUCUUCCUGGUCUCGCUGCUUCCCAUGCAUAACAUAUAGUCUCACACGCGACAAACGAUGUGGCUCUGAGGUGGUCGCUCUGGAAAUCGGUACCGGAAAGCGGGACGGACGGAAAGUGGGGGAGACAUGGAGAAGGAGUUCCGAGAAAUAGACAAGGAGAAUGGCUGGAAUUCGUUUUAUGGGGAUGUAAGAAACGAGUCUCCUUCAUUGCCCAUCAAAGAAGCAAAGAAUCCUGAAAACAAGAAUCGUAAUAGGUACCGUGAUGUUAACCCAUAUGAUCAUAGUCGUGUCAAACUUGAAAAUGUGGAGAAUGACUAUAUCAACGCCAGCCUUGUUGUUGUUGAAGAAGCGCAAAGGAGCUAUAUUUUAACACAAGGUCCUCUUCCUAACACUUGCUGUCAUUUCUGGUUAAUGGUAUGGCAACAAAAGAGUAAGGCAAUUGUGAUGUUGAACCGAAUUAUUGAAAAGGAUGCGGUAAAAUGUGCACAGUACUGGCCUACCGCAGAGGAAGAGGUUCUAUUCUAUAAGGAAGCUGGGCUUUGUGUCAGAUUGCUGUCUGAAGAUAUUAAGUCUUACUACACCGUCCGAGUACUACAGUUACAAGAUAUUAAUACUGGAGAGGCAAGAGAUAUUUUCCACUUCCAUUAUACAACUUGGCCAGAUUUUGGGGUACCACAAUCUCCAGCUUCAUUCCUAAACUUUUUGUUCAAAGUACGAGAGUCUGAUUCACUUAGCCUUCAAAAUGGACCCGCUGUAGUUCAUUGCAGUGCAGGAAUUGGACGCUCUGGGACGUUUUCACUGGUUGACACCUGUCUUGUCUUGAUGGAGAAAAGAACAGACCCGUGUUCAGUUGAUAUUAAGCAAGUUUUGUUGAAUAUGAGAAACUAUCGCAUGGGACUUAUUCAGACUCCUGGUCAACUGAGAUUCUCCUACAUGGCAGUAAUCGAGGGAUCAAAAUAUAUAAUGGGUGACUCAAGUCUUCAGGGCCACUGGAAGGAACUCUCACAAGAAGACCAAUGCCCGAAAAUAGACCGUCUUUCUCCCCAAAGGCAGUCUGUUGAGAGGUGUAAUGGUAAUAGGCUCUCAGACCAAGGAAAAAACAAUUCAGAAUCCUCUAUUAAACCUCAGGAUGACGGGCAAUGCAAACCAGAAAGUUCAUUUCGGAGGAGGCAACAAGAGGACCGAAAAGCAAGUACAACCCAGAAGGACCAUAAUAAAGAACUCUCAUAUGAUGAUGAUUCCAUCAAAGCAGACAGCUAUUCCUCUCUCCAAAGACAGCCUGGAGAGCGGUACAAUGGUAACAGGCUUUCAACAGAAGACCAAGAAAUAAAUGAGAAUAAUUCAGAAUCCAGUGUCAAACCCCAGGAUGUUGUGGAUGGCAAUGCAGAAAGUGUAAUAAGGAAGAGGUGCCGAGAGGACAGGAAGGCAUGUACAACCCAGAAGGUUCAGAAAAUUAAGCAAAUGAUGAAUGAAGUGGAACGAAAAAGAAAAAGGUGGUUAUACUGGAAACCUUUUCUCAUUCCAAUUGGUUUUGCAACAGUGGUGUUAUCAGGUGCAUAUGUUUGUUGGAAAAUGUAUGUUCCGUGACCUGCCUUGAUUACGGUGCUUGGAGUGGGGCGAGUCUUACAAUAAAUGCCCUAAAAUUUGUUCUCGGUGCUCUGACUGGUGCAAGUCAACCCCUGAGACUUUUUCUUUGAUGGUUCUGAUCACUGAAAUCGUAUUCCAUCAUUAUCUCAGGACUUGUAUUGCAGCUAAUUUGGGAUUUUUAAUGUUCCUUAUAAAGCUGCUACCUUUUGUAAAGAGAGAAACGGAUCAAUUGUUUGUAUUCCGAUGUAUGCUUUUUGUUUCAUUAAGUCACACCAUACAUUGUAAAAAUGUUAUUGUUGUCGACAGUAGACUUUAGACCGUUAGCUGUUACUAAACUACAACUUCCAGCUCUGGCUUUCAAGAUGCAGAAUGGGUGCCUAGAGUUGAGGUUUCCCUGAUAGUGAGUGACUGGUAUAGUUAUCUGUGAUCCAAAGUGUCAUUUAUAUAUGUAUUCUGUUUAGGGCAACUUCCAAUGCCAUUAAGUGGAACCAUUUACUUAAUUUAAAUUAGACGUGCACCCCUCCUACCAUGUAUGAGUUGGGUAAUUCUAAAUUUUUGUAAUGAUGUUAUGUGACCUGAUUGUUAUAUGCAUUCAAUGCUUUAUUUGGAUCCUUUAAUUUAAGAAGCAAAUAUGAUUGUAAUGUUGUGUUUUCAUUUAAUAUCAUUUUUUAUCUUUGAAUUCCAUUAGCUGAAUUUCUUGAGGACCAGUAUAUGGCCAUUAAAGGGGUGCUGUCAUAUUUCUGCCAACGUUUUUUUUUGGGGAUUUUAAGCUUGGUUAUGCACUUUGGCACAAAACUUGUGGUCCUGUGCAACCCCUUUAGUUUGCUGUGUUUUUGUUGCUCUUGAAUCUGUUGAGUUUGGCAGUUCUGAUGAAAUCUUGUAGGUAGAAGAGGUGGAAGGUAACAAGUAUCUACCAUGUCUUAUGGUUUACACAAUGGACAGAUGGCAACAAAAUAAAUUUUUUCCCCUCAUAGGGGCUUUUGGGGCAUAUUCCAGAGCUGAAAAAAUGCACUCCUGGCAGAUAAAAUCUUAUGUUUGGUGGAAUAAAACAGCACCUCUUUAGUGUAUUACAACCCUUUAAAAAGUCCAGCAAUUCAAGUAAAGAUAACUUCACAUAUUUGCUAAAUGUAGCGAUAUAUGACCAAUUUACCCAGUUGAUUUCUUUCUAUACAAGAUGUUUGUGGUUCAUGAAGCUAGCAUAGCCGUGAGGCAUAUGUCUAUCAAAUAACUUUAGCAAUAAAUGGACUGGGAACUGUACAAAACUGCAGUAACGUAACAAAAGAAAGCAAAUGAUGCAUAUUAUUGUAGUUGUGGAUUUUCACCGAUUUUAAUAAUAAGACUUUUAGCUGCUUCCCACUAAAGUUUUUAGCUGUUUGCUUUGUUGGAUUUAACAUGGUUAGCACACUUUCAGCUUACUUUAAAUUUAGGACUAGCUCAAAAAAUGGUAGAAUUGUUCGGUUGCAACACUUGUAGAUGCUUUGACAUUACCACCAGUUGGGUAUGUAACGUUAAAAACCUCAUUUUUAUUUUGUAAUUUUAUAUCGCUUUUUUUUUUUUUACACUGUUUGCUUCAGACCUGGGACUUUUUACCAUUCUUUAUUUGUCAUAGAUGGUCACUAUUGUGACUUUUUGUCAUCUAUCUAGGAUUAAUAAAGUUAGCAUUGCCAUAUGAGUCUAUAAGAAACUCAAGCUAGUCAAGAGGAUUUGGCAUCUUAGCCCAACUUUAUUAGGGAGGUUAUUUAUGAAAGGUCGAGUUGUGUAUUUCCCCAAAAAGUUUUUCGAGGGUAGUUUCAGUAAAAAAAAUUUCAGGGUAAAACAAAAAUCUAUUUUUUUUUCUAGAUUAUUUAUGCUGUAAAAAGCUUGAUUCCGAAAAUACUCUGGCUAAAGAGAUCCCUUGAACCAUUUGAAGAUGUUUUUAGCCUUCAUGAUUUUUUUUUUUUUCCAGUGGUUUGCGCUUGAAAACUCAAUCAAUUUGAGCUAUUGGAGGUUUCGUUUUUUGCCGAUAACUUGAACAAUUCGAGUCCCUCCCUAUUGCAUUGACUUGAGUUUUUUUACAUUCAAGUUUUUUCAUAAAUAAAUAAGUUGUGAGUUUAUUCUAGGUAGAAAAAAACCUCACAAACUCGACCUUUGAUAAAUAACCCCCUAAGUGUAUGUAACCGCCCGUAUCUUAUGCUAGUUAUAGAUGGACGUUUAGGUACCAUGAUCCUAGCAGAGCUGGUGAAAGGCAGAGGGGAGUGUUUUAUCCUAAAAGUGGCGGUGGACAAACACCUCUAUGUGCCAGGAGCCUUAGAACUCACAACACUGUCCUAAAGUAGGGUACUGGAGAAUGACUGACUGUGUACAGAUAAUACAUUAUCUUAAAGAACAAGGAAACCAUAAUUAACUGGGGUGAUAUUUGACUGGAUAGCAACACCCUCUUUCUUCAUUUAUCAGAUAUUCCUUGCAUGAGUUUGGGGGAGAGGGGUGCAAAUACAGUGCACUAGAACUGCUAUACUGUGCAAACUCCUUGAACAAGCCCAAGCUAGGAAAACCUGGCAAAUAAUAAACGUUAAUGUGGUGCUGC